Molecule: messenger RNA, 2072 nt
Organism: Pistacia vera
Lineage: Eukaryota; Viridiplantae; Streptophyta; Magnoliopsida; Sapindales; Anacardiaceae
Exons: 14
Biological process (GO): carbohydrate metabolic process
Molecular function (GO): hydrolase activity, hydrolyzing O-glycosyl compounds
Source: RefSeq, a predicted model, not a curated record
AUGGCUGUUGGCAUAUUAUUUUAUGCUAAUAAUGCAAAUGCUUGGGUUUUAGUGUACUCUUUUCCCAAUUGGCGUAAUUCUUUAUGCCAAUUGGAAAAGAUACGUCAAUUGUCGACCGUUGAGGAAGAUCGGAACAGGGUAUCAUCUGAAAAAACACAACACACUUCUUUAUCGCCAAGGGGUUGGAACUCUUAUGAUGCCUUUAUCUGGACUAUUUCAGAACAAGAGUUUUUGGAAAGUGCUGAAAUUGUUUCUAAGCGUCUAAAACCUCAUGGAUACGAGUACGUUGUGUUGGAUUAUCUCUGGUAUAGAUAGAAAGUCCCAGGUGCCAAUCUGGAUUCUCUUGGAUUUGAUAUGAUGGAUGAGUGGGGGAGGAUGGUUCCAGACCCAGAUAGAUGGCCUUCAUCCAAAGGUGGAAAAGGGUUCACUGAAGUAGCCAAGAAAGUACAUGAUAUGGGUCUAAAGUUUGGGAUUCAUAUCAUGAGAGGAUUAAGCACACAAGCAUAUAAUGCAAACACCCCAAUCUUGGAUGUUGACAAGGGAAGUGCUUUUGAGGAUCAAUCAGGCAAACAGUGGCGAGCAAAAGAUAUAGGAUUCCAGGACAAGACUUGUAAAUGGAUGCCACAUGGAUUUAUGAGCAUAAAUGCUACCUCGGAGGCUGGAAAAGCUUUCUUGAGAUCACUGUAUAAAGAUUACAUUGAGUGGGGUGUUGACUUUAUAAAACUUGACUGCGUAUUUGGUGAUGACUUUGAUAAAAAUGAGAUAGUCUAUGUUUCAAAACUUCUUAAGGGGGCGAAUCGCCCGCUUGUGUUUUCUUUGUCCCCUGGAGCCAAGGCUACACCUGCUAUGGCCAAAGAAAUAAGUCAACUAGUAAACAUGUACAGGAUAACUGGGGAUGAUUGGGAUACAUGGCCAGACCUUGCAGCCCAUUUUAAUAUUUCAAGGGAUUUCGCUGCUGCUAAAUUGAUUGGUAGAAAGGGCUUGCGUGGGAAAUCAUGGCCUGACUUGGAUAUGCUUCCACUGGGGUGGCUUUCUGAACCAGUUGCAAAUGACGGUCCGCACAGAGCUUCUAGACUUACUUUCGAUGAGCAAAAAACUCAGAUGACUUUGUGGGCUAUGGUCAAGUCUCCUCUCUUGUUUGGAGGAGAUGUAAGGAAACUUGAUGAUACUACAUAUAGUCUGAUUACAAAUCCUACUGUGCUGGAGAUAGACCAUUAUAGCUCAAACAAUAAGGAGUUUACUGAAAUUCUUGGACUACCAAUAAAAGAAACUACUAACAAUAAUAGUACCGGCGAUACUGCAAACAAUAAUGCGAGCGCACCAAAAGCAAAUCCUAUUUUUCAUCUCACCAGCUGCCAGGAUCCCAAAGCACAAGGUUGGACAACUGCAACUGAUCAGAAUCAAGGGAAAGUCUGCUGGAAAGAGAACUCAGGGAACAGCUCCGGUGAACCUAUAUGCCUAUAUCCGAGGAAUUUACCUCUUUCUGCUACGAAUAACGAGCAAAUCUCUGCACAACAUUAUCAGUUAUCAGUACUAAAUUCAUUAGCAAGUGAAGAAACUGAACACUGCUUGGAUGCUAGUCCAAAGCCUUAUCGUGCAUCAAAAUUAUCUGGAAAAAAUUCAAUAUCCAAGUGCAGAAAAGAUGCCCUCCAGAUGUGGGAGUUGAAUUCUAGUGGUGCUCUUGUAAACAAUUAUUCUGGUCAAUGUGCCACAGUGAAUUUAGUUCAAGCUCAAGGAGUUGCUGAAGGAAUUCGUUCUUGGAUUGCAACUGGAAGAAAAGGAGAAGUAUAUGUCGCAUUCUUCAAUCUAAAUUCUGAUAAGACGGCAAUAUCAGCGAAAAUAUCAGACUUGGCAAAGGCACUUCCAGGUAAAAACUUGAAAGCAGGUUCAUGCAAGUGCCAAGAAGUUUGGAGUGGAGAAGAUUUAGGAGUUUUGAAACAUUCAGUGUUGAUCGAAGUAGAGACGCACGGGACUGCCCUAUUUGUUCUUAAUUGUUGAUUUGUCCAAGGGAAUCAGAGCACUUCAGUUAUCUGCUGUCUCAAUUAUUUUGCACGCCUUAAGCGAAAACAACU